CUCGUCUGCGAACGGAGCUGGUUGCGGCCCUUGUCGCAGUCUUUGUACCUCAUUGGGAUGCUGUUCGGAAACCUUAUUUUUCCGCAGGUUUCAGACAGGUUUGGCCGCAAGGUAUCCGUCCUAUUGUCUUCGGUCAUGAUGCUGAUUUUUGGAUUCCUCGGCGCAUUCAGCGUAUCAUUAUCCAUGUUCAACGCUACCAGGUUUCUAGCAGCCUUGGGAACAGGAGGGAUACAGAGUACAUCAGUAACUUUAUUCGUGGAAACUCUGCCUUCCCGACACCGAGUUCUGUUUGUCGCGAGCUAUGGCUUUGGUUGGACUGUUGGACAGCUGGGCACGGUGGCUUUGGCAUACGCUAUCCGAAACUGGAGAAACCUCCAGAUGGCGUCUGGUUUAUUUGCCUUGCCCUUGAUUGUCCUGUGGUGGUUUGUGUCGGAGUCUCCAAGAUGGCUUCUUACACAAGGAAGAGAGGAAGCCGCCAUGAAAGAGCUACGAAGGGCGGCUAAAAUUAAUAAAUCUGUACCACCAGAUCUCACGCAACUUUCCGACUUGCUGAAACGCCAAAGCAAUGUUGCAAAACUCAAGACACCUACACUUCUAGACUUGCUGAAGGGCUCAAAGCUGAGAGUCUACACAUUCGUUAUGUUGUACACAUUCUUUGCCCAGCGGAUAUUGUACUUCCAUCUCUCAUAUGCGGCAGUUCUUAUUGGUGGGGACCAGUUCCUCAACUACACGAUCGUACAGUUCAUGGAACUGCCGGGGAAGGCCCUUGGAAUUGUGGCGACGAUUUUCUUUCCACGGAAAGCUUGUCUCAUUAUCUUCUACGUUUGUGGAGCUAUUGCAUUUUUGGUGGCUCUGGCGUUUCCUAAAGAUUCUAUCUGGGGAAUGGUGGCCGUGUCGGCUGUGGCCAUGCUCUUUGGGUCUGCAAACUUAGAGCUCUUGUGCAUCUACGCUGCUGAGGUGUUCCCCACGUGUGUUCGCACUAUUGGAGUUGGAUCUGCCUACAUGGCCAGUCGAGUUGGCUCCGCCCUUGCACCGUUUGUUUCAAGCAUCGAAGACGUCGCUCCCCGUGGAGUAAUGGAGGCAUGUGUCAGCGGCAUGCAAAUCAUCGCUGCCUUGACUCUAUUGCUUACUCCCGAAAGUUUCCGAAAGCGACUGCCAGACUCACUAGAAGAUGCUGAACUUCCGUUCAGAUCCCAAGGCGCAAACAUCGAAGUGGAUGACCGCAAGGAAUCUGAGAAUGGUUUAGACAUUUCCAACACGGUGGUUUAGUUUUCAUAUUAGUGGCUAUAAAAUACCGUACUUUUAGGUCGCAAAGAAAGCGACGCAGUUAAAAAUAAUCUAGGGUAAAUGCCCUGUUGGGAAAGUAAGCUAGAUACCGUUUUAGGAUUUGCCAAGAGCAAAAAAUAGAAACGACUGAGGUUUCGUGGAUUAUUGCACCAUAAUAUAUAGCUAAGAAAUCAUGAACAAAUCCGGUAUUGAGAAUUAUUUUCCAUGUUUGUCUUGUAUGAUAAAUAUUGUUCGAUAACUUAGAUUACUCCCGUUUACAAAAGAGAUUUAUACAACGUAUUUACAGUUUAGACACGGGGAGGGCUCUUGAAGGCUGGUGUUGUACCGACCAACGGUUCCCCAACUAGGCUCUCCUCUUGUCUAGACUGUAAAUACGUUGUAUAAAUCUCUUUUGUAAAACGGAGAAAUCUAAAUUAUCGAACAUUUUCUUGCGAGGUGUGCCGUCGGGCGCGUAUACACAUUUAGCCAGAAAUGUCCUCAAUUAUUAAUAAAUAUAAUCCCUAUCCUCUUUUGCGCAUGUCACUAUAACAAAGAAAUAUAUCCCAAAAGCUUAACCUGCC
This is a messenger RNA of Ixodes scapularis (black-legged tick), 1847 nucleotides long. RefSeq names its product organic cation transporter protein. Gene Ontology annotation, cellular component: membrane. Bases 58 to 1269 code for a protein of 403 amino acids. NCBI's taxonomy places the organism in Eukaryota, Metazoa, Arthropoda, Arachnida, Ixodida, Ixodidae. The record is from RefSeq and is a predicted model, not a curated record. Gene Ontology annotation, biological process: transmembrane transport. Gene Ontology annotation, molecular function: transmembrane transporter activity. The transcript has 9 exons.